Messenger RNA from Effrenium voratum, 1146 nucleotides. The record is from the annotation of a GenBank genome assembly. NCBI's taxonomy places the organism in Eukaryota, Dinophyceae, Suessiales, Symbiodiniaceae.
CUUUGGAGGCCAAUCUCUGCCAAAACCGGAGCCAUGGCCUCCAGCUUGUGGAUCGGCCUCGGCGUGCUGGCUUCGUACCUUGCGGCCUUCGCCUUCGUGCGGCUCCGGCCAUGGUUGCUUCGGCAGCUGGCUCGGCCCUUGUCGGAGGUGCUGCGCGACAUGGUGCAAGUGCUGAAGCAGCGGGUCCUCGCUUUGCUGCGUGUUGGCAUGUUGCUCUUCCUUGACUUGGAGGAGGAGGAGCAACAACAACUGCGGCACCAGCUGAACCCUGCUCUAGAGGAGCGACUUUUUUGCCGGCCAAUGGUGGAAUUGCUUCCGCGCUGGCUGCAAUCCUUGCUGGGUCACCAGAUGGCGCCAGUGACCAGCCGGUCCGGAGUUGCUAGGCGUUUGGACCCGGCUGAGAAGCAGACGUUUGCCCCGGAGCAGUCAGGCGAGCAAGCCCAUCUUCAAGCGCCGGGUCGGGGAGAGGAGGAACUGGAGCUCCUGCUGGCGGGCUGGACGCUUGGGGCCUACGUGAAGAUCUUAGGGGUGGCGGUCAGGGGCGCGCAUUACAAUGCAAGACGCUGGGUCCGGAGGAAGACCCCGAAGCUCCGCAGCUUGCUCCACGCGCCGUCGCUGCUGGGCGCCGCGGCGAUAAGCGUUUGCUGCGGCGCCCUCGGCAUCAUCGCUGGAGGCUGCGUGGGGGCUCUUUGCGGCCUGCCCUGCGCAUUGUUCACCUUCGGCCUGUCAGUGCCCUUGGGCGCAGCCUUGGGAGGCUCAGUGGGCGGCUGCGGGGGCGUGGCAACAGGUCUCCUCGUGUCCCUGGCGGUUCGCUUCGCCGGAAAGGCCUCCAGCCAAUCACCCGUCGCACCUGAGAACCUUGGCAUGUUGCACCGAGCAUGCCAGCUGAUCCGGUGAAGCGACCCUGUUCGGGGAACUCUCGCUGAGUUCUCGGAGCAUGGAGCAAUACCCCCAACAUGCGAUUUAUCGGCCCAUCUGAAAUCCGACGUCCUCAAUUUUUUGCUAAGCGCUUGGCACCGGUGUGACCAGUGUGGCUAGCGCACCAUUCAUCCAGCGAACGCGCGAGUCGCAGCCUUGCGACUCGACCAGGGGCAGGACUUCUCGGAUGCCAAACGGCACCCGGGAAGCGCAGUGACAAACAGGCGG